CAUCUGACCUGACCUGACCUUGAGGGUUGUACGGCAAUAUGGGUUCGAUAUUUUUUAGACCCAAACGUAAGACUUUGGUUACUGAGCAGGAUAGAGCCGUCCUCCAGUUAAAGCAUCAGCGGGAUAGACUUGCUCAAUAUACUAAAAGGAUUGAAAGGCAGUUAGAAAGGGAACUGCUGGUUGCCAAGCGUCUUAUUAGCAGCGGGAAAAAGGAGAAGGCGCUUCUUCUACUGAGAAAAAAGAGAUGCCUAGAAAAACUGUUGGACCAAGCAGGCCACCACCUCACAACGAUAGAACAACUGGUCCAAGACAUUGAGUUUGCACAGAUCCAGGUGGACGUUAUGGAUAAGCUGAAAGUUGGCAAUCAGGCUUUGAAGGAGAUCCACCAAAUCAUGUCCUUAGAGGAUGUGGAGCGCAUCAUGGAGGAUAGUCGGGAGUCCCAGCUUUAUCAGAAGGAAAUUGAUGAUAUUAUCUCCGGUUCCAUGACCCCAACUGACACUCAAGCAGCUGAAGCCGAGCUAGAAGAGCUUCUAUUGUCACUGGAAGAGCGAAUUCCGAGUGUCCCAGAUCAUGAGAUUGAUGAUAUUACCCAGAGAGAGCGAGAAAAAAUCAUCGGAAGGCGCCAUCCAGCUCGCACCGCCGUGGGUGCAUCAUAACCGGUUGUUCAGAGAUACCCUCCGGUUUGAUUGAACACUUAUAUCCACAUGCAGUGGGCUAACCCAUGUCUUUCAUCCUCCGGUUUACAUACGUUACUUUUUUGAGCUGUUGUAUAUUCUCAUGAAUAAAAUUCUGCGCUCUUAUUAC
Dicrocoelium dendriticum is the source of this 804-nucleotide messenger RNA. NCBI's taxonomy places the organism in Eukaryota, Metazoa, Platyhelminthes, Trematoda, Plagiorchiida, Dicrocoeliidae. The record is from the annotation of a GenBank genome assembly.